Molecule: messenger RNA, 1194 nt
Organism: Durio zibethinus
Lineage: Eukaryota; Viridiplantae; Streptophyta; Magnoliopsida; Malvales; Malvaceae
Product: expansin-A4-like
Biological process (GO): plant-type cell wall organization
Cellular component (GO): extracellular region
Source: RefSeq, a predicted model, not a curated record
ACCCCCGCCCUCACUCUCCCUUAACUCUCACCCCCACCUUCCCAUACCCUUUCCUUUCUAUUGGAAAGAAAAAGAGUAGAGUUUUAGACUUUUAGUCAGAGUCUUGAAGUGGUUGGAGAAAGGAAAAAAAUGGCUGUGGUGAUUGUAGUAUGCAUUCUUCUCUUAAUCUCCUCAAUGUGGAUGGCUGAAGCUAGAAUUCCAGGAGUCUACUCUGGUGGUGAAUGGCAAAAUGCCCAUGCUACCUUCUAUGGAGGUGCUGAUGCUUCUGGCACCAUGGGAGGAGCUUGUGGCUACGGAAAUUUGUACAGCCAAGGGUAUGGAGUUAACACGGCAGCAUUGAGCACAGCAUUGUUCAACAAUGGCUUAAGCUGCGGUGCUUGCUUUGAGAUCAAGUGUGCAACUGAUCCAAAGUGGUGUCAUUCAGGAAGCCAAUCCAUCUUCAUCACUGCAACCAACUUUUGCCCACCAAACUAUGCUCUUCCAAACGACAAUGGCGGCUGGUGCAACCCUCCUCGCCCUCACUUUGACCUUGCCAUGCCCAUGUUCCUUAAGAUUGCAGAGUACCGUGCCGGUAUUGUUCCCGUUUCCUACCGCCGGGUGCCAUGCCGAAAGAAGGGAGGGAUCAGGUUCACAAUCAACGGUUUCCGUUACUUCAACUUGGUUUUGAUCUCCAACGUCGCGGGUGCGGGGGAUAUCGUGAAGGUUAGCGUGAAAGGAUCCAGUACUGGUUGGAUGAGUAUGAGUCGAAACUGGGGUCAGAACUGGCAGUCAAACGCUGUUCUGGUUGGUCAGUCACUGUCAUUCAGAGUCACAGGCAGUGACAGGCGCACUUCCACCUCUUGGAACAUCGUUCCCGCCCAUUGGCAAUUUGGUCAAACAUUCACCGGGAAGAAUUUCAGGGUUUGAUUUGAUGAUUCCGAGGAAGGACCAUUUUGACAAAAAAAAAAGAAAAGAAAUUAUCAAAUUAGUGACCCCAAAAGUUAAAAAGUUAGCAGUUAAAAAAAUUCAAGUUUCCCGCCAUAACCCAUUUCCAUUUUUACCCUUGUUUGAUCAAUUGGGUUUGUUUUGUCGUGUGUAAGUUCUUUCGUUUUCUUUUUAUUUAAUGGUCAGGGGUGGACUGAGGCGGUUGCACAAAAAUGUAGCCCGUAGCCUAAAUAUUAUAAUUUAGUGUUACUGUCUAUGUAGUUAUGAUCA